This is a messenger RNA of Mustela erminea (ermine), 1964 nucleotides long. RefSeq names its product histidyl-tRNA synthetase 1 (gene HARS1). Gene Ontology annotation, cellular component: cytoplasm; mitochondrion. NCBI's taxonomy places the organism in Eukaryota, Metazoa, Chordata, Mammalia, Carnivora, Mustelidae. The transcript has 13 exons. The coding region runs from base 97 to 1626 and encodes 509 amino acids. The record is from RefSeq and is a predicted model, not a curated record. Gene Ontology annotation, biological process: histidyl-tRNA aminoacylation; mitochondrial translation. Gene Ontology annotation, molecular function: histidine-tRNA ligase activity; ATP binding; identical protein binding.
GUACGGGCCAGUGACUCGAUAGCCGGAAGCUGUCCGUGCUGAGGCUGCGGCAACAAAAGCUGAUCUAGACAGCGUUCAGCGCCGGUUGGCCGCAGGAUGGCAGAACGUGCAGCACUGGAGGAGCUAGUGCGACUUCAGGGAGAGCGCGUGCGGGGUCUCAAGCAGCAGAAGGCCAGCGCUGAGCAGAUCGAGGAGGAGGUGGCAAAACUACUGAAACUGAAGGCGCAGCUGGGCCCUGAUGAAGGGAAACAGAAGUUUGUGCUCAAAACCCCCAAGGGUACAAGAGACUACAGUCCCCGGCAGAUGGCCGUUCGGGAGAAGGUGUUUGAUGUAAUUGUCAGCUGCUUCAAGCGUCAUGGUGCAGAAGUAAUUGAUACGCCUGUGUUUGAACUAAAGGAAACACUGACUGGAAAGUAUGGAGAAGAUUCUAAGCUUAUCUAUGACCUGAAGGACCAGGGUGGAGAGCUGCUGUCCCUUCGCUAUGACCUCACCGUUCCUUUUGCUCGAUACUUGGCAAUGAAUAAACUGACCAACAUUAAACGCUACCACAUAGCCAAAGUAUAUCGGCGAGAUAACCCAGCCAUGACCCGUGGCCGGUAUCGGGAAUUCUAUCAGUGUGAUUUUGAUAUUGCCGGACAAUUUGACCCCAUGAUCCCUGAUGCAGAGUGCCUGAAGAUCAUGUGUGAGAUCCUGAGUUCCCUUCAGAUAGGCGACUUCCUGGUCAAGGUGAAUGAUCGGCGCAUCCUCGAUGGGAUGUUUGCCAUAUGUGGUGUUCCUGAUAGCAAGUUCCGAACCAUCUGCUCCUCAGUGGACAAGCUGGACAAGGUGUCCUGGGAGGAAGUAAAGAACGAGAUGGUGGGAGAGAAGGGCCUUGCACCCGAGGUGGCUGACCGUAUUGGGGACUAUGUCCAGCAGCAUGGUGGGGUAUCCCUUGUGGAACAGCUGCUCCAGGAUCCUGAACUGUCCCAAAACAAACAGGCCUUGGAGGGCCUAGGAGACCUAAAACUACUGUUUGAAUACCUGACCCUGUUUGGCAUUGCUGACAAGAUUUCCUUUGACCUGAGCCUUGCUCGAGGCCUAGACUACUACACUGGGGUGAUCUAUGAGGCGGUGCUGCUACAGACCCCAGUUCGGGCAGGGGAAGAGCCCUUGGGUGUGGGCAGUGUGGCUGCCGGAGGACGCUAUGAUGGGCUAGUGGGCAUGUUCGACCCAAAAGGACGCAAGGUGCCAUGUGUGGGGCUCAGCAUUGGGGUAGAGCGGAUCUUUUCCAUUGUGGAGCAGAGGCUAGAGGCUUUGGAGGAGAAGGUACGGACCACAGAGACACAGGUGCUUGUGGCAUCUGCACAGAAGAAGCUGCUGGAGGAGAGAUUGAGGCUUGUCUCAGAGCUCUGGGAUGCUGGGAUCAAGGCAGAGCUGCUCUACAAGAAGAACCCAAAGCUGCUGAACCAGUUGCAAUACUGUGAGGAGGCAGGUAUCCCACUGGUGGCCAUCAUUGGUGAGCAGGAGCUCAAGGACGGGGUCAUCAAGCUCCGCUCAGUGGCCAGCAGGGAAGAGGUGGAUGUCCGAAGAGAAGAUCUUGUGGAAGAAAUCAAAAGGAGAACAAGCCAGCCCUUUUGCAUCUGCUGAGUUGAGCAAACUAUCAGCCAACUGGGACUGGCGCUAUUUGAGGCUAAGACAAGACUCUGCAUAUAUACUUAACAGCUUUGAACACUUGGGUUCCAGCAGGAAAACCUGAACAGUGGUCAGAACAGAGACUUUUUAUUAUGAUUAUUUUCUUGGUAAUCACGGACAAAAGUGGCCAGGUAUUACACCAUUUUUCCAUAGGAGAUCCUGGGGGCUUAGUCCAGUCUGUGCUCUGGGGACCGAGCCUAAGAAUGGUCGCCCCUGCACGACCCUAACCAGAUGGAGAGAAUGCUCCCCGCAAACAAUACUUAAAGGUCCAAUAAAAUGACUCAACCACUGGA